GCAGUAUUUCCAAAAAGGAUCGACCUUGUCGGCUCGGCGCUGGCUUUUCGACCAUACCGUUGUCCGGUGCCCCCCGGAAAGCGGCCUGGCGCGGCGCCACCAUGUUCGCAGCCAUUGCGUUCAUGGGUGUCGUGUUUUGGAUUGCACGUUCGUAGAUGUUGUGCUCUUCUUGACAUGGCGUUGAACAGUCUUCGUGGAAUUCAAACACUGGCGUCCACUUGGGCAUUUGAGCUAAGAAUGGUUGAGGGCGGGUUUUCCUCAGUCGGCUUCUAGGCUUGCUCUUCCUCCAGGAGAUCCGACCGCUGGUCGGCACCGACCAUGUUGUGAAGUGGCCGCUCCAUGAGGACUCGGACAUCCCCACGUUCCUCGAGGCCAAGAGCCAGUUGAACGAGGCAUUUGCAGAGAAGGUGAUAAAGUUCACCGUGCCGAAGGGUUUGAUGCCACCGAAGUGGCGGCCCAAGAAAGUCAAGAUCCUUGCCAAGGGUGCCAAGAUGGCGAAGUACUUCGGCGAGGACACUGUGGGAACCCGGCAGGUGGAGGUCUCGCUCAAGCUGUUCGACUGCGGCCACUUCUACCUCAAGCAGUCGCUUCCUGGCUCUGGCGCCCUCCCCUACCAGAUCGUCUUCGAGGGGAGGUGGACGGAGAGCGACCGGGGCUUCAAGCUGAAGUACCACCUCCGCUACACGGGCCAGACGGGCAAGAGUACCGAGGUCGACAGCGCCGUGCAGGCGCUGCCCCCGAACCAGGAGAGCAUGCUGGCGGCCGGCGAGGCCGAGCUCAAGAGCCAACUCAACGGUUUGGUCCCGGCGAUCGCGGGCGAGGACCAGUGGGCCCGGGUUGAGAUCUACCGCGAGCCCGACGUCGUGGAGGACGUGAAGGCUCGCUUCAACGACGAGGCCCUGGACCCUCCCUCGUGGAAGGACCCAACACCAAGAAUUCGGCCAAGAGCAAUCAGGCCGCCAGAGGACAACGUGCCCGCGAGGGCCGCGGAGACCGCGGAGGCCCGCGUCUCGAAGGAGGAGCACGAGGAGGUCUCGCACGAGCCCGCCGCCGGCCGCACCGCCGCGCACGGCGGGGCGGCGGCGGCGGCCGAGCUCGGCAAGGACGAGGAGCCGAUGUGGCCAUUGUUGGUCGGCCUGGCCUUCUUCGUGCUCCUGUUCGCCGCGUUCACGUGGCUGAACUGGGAGGAGGGCAGGGCAGCGGAGGCUUCGUCCAAGGACGAGUGGUGA
Prorocentrum cordatum is the source of this 1229-nucleotide messenger RNA. Lineage: Eukaryota; Dinophyceae; Prorocentrales; Prorocentraceae. The record is from the annotation of a GenBank genome assembly.